UGGGCAGCCUCGCCGUGCUGUGCCGGAGCCUCUGGGGCGGGGAGCCGAGCCGGGCCCGCUGCCGCGGGGAGCGCAGCCCCCGCCCCGCCCGGCGGGCGGCCCCGCCGCGCCCCCGGCUCCGCUCCUCUCACCGCGCUGGGCUUCCCCGGCCGGCGGCGGGAGGAGCCGCUGUUUCCGCUGGGUGUCACUGCGGUGGGAGAGGCGCGUUCAAAAGCGGAGGGGAGGGAAAAGCCCGCCGACAACCCCGGCCGCACGCACCGGCAGCGCCCGCCACUCGCCACGCCGCGGCACGGGCGGCAGCCGCUCCGCUUCCUGCGGGCCGGGGCGCUCCCGGCGCUCCGCCUCGGAGCCGGCGCCCGGCGGAGAGUGCUCGGCUGGUGCCGCCUGCACCCCGAGCCCAGCCCCUGCCGGCGGAGGCCGUCUAACCCUGCCAGAAGGAUGCUGGAGAGCGGCUGUAAGGCGGUGAAGGAGGGCGUGCUGGAGAAGAGGAGCGACGGGCUGCUGCAGCUCUGGAAGAAGAAGCGCUGUAUCCUCACCGAAGAGGGGCUGCUCCUCAUUCCCCCCAAGCAUCCCCCGCCGCCGCAGCAGCAGCAGCAGCCGCCGGCGCCUCCGGCCGAGCCGGCGACCAAGAUCAAGGAGCUUCACUUCUCGAACAUGAAGACGGUGGACUGCGUUGAGCGGAAGGGCAAGUACGUGUACUUCACGGUGGUGAUGGCCGAGGGGAAGGAGAUCGACUUUCGGUGCGCGCAGGAGCAGGGCUGGAACGCGGCGAUCACGCUGCAGAUGGUGCAGUACAAGAACCGCCAGGCCAUCCUGGCCGUGCGCUCCACCCGGCAGAAGCAGCAGCACCUGGCGGCGCCGCACGGGCCGCGCCUCCGCGGCGCCUCCAACUCCGCCUAGCGCAGGUUACGGUCACGGAGCGCUUCGGAGAAGAGGGGCAGGGCGCGUUCCUGGCGGACCUGCUCCCGGGGCUCACAAACUGGGCAAACGCCGGAGGGGCAGGUAGACCGGAGAGAAGCGGCUCAAUAGCCUGAACCUCGGCCAGCUGCUGCUGCUGCUUUGCCGCCCUCGGUGCCGAGAAACAUUUCAAAUCCAUUAUUUAUGAACGUUGGAAAGGAUCCUUUGGUGCGAUGGGACUUCUAGGAGACAUGAUGUACUGUAACUUUAUUUUAAUGUAUUUUAUUUUAUUUAUUAGGGUUGUUUUCUUUUGGUUUUGUUUUCCUUUUUUUAAGGCUUAUUUGCAAGACAUUUUUGAAUGUAGGCCAUAUCAAAAAAGUUGAGGAAAAAAUAAUAUGCAUGUUAGCUCCCUAAAAGAACGGAAAAACUCUGGGUACUUUGACUGUGUGCAAUUUGACAAAAAAAAAUCAUUUUUUAUCCAAAAUACAUUAUAUUCCACCAGCAUGGAAAAUGUGAUGUGUGUUUCAAAAUUUGGCUGAAACCUAUACUGCAUAUGAGACCUAAUUUCUCUAAUGAGAACAACAGUUAUAGUCUGGACCUUAAAUGACUUUUUUUUUUAAAUAUUAAACAUGGUGGAAGAGUAUAAAAAGUUAUUCAUGCUUGGCUAUCCAAAAAAGCAAUUUUGCUCAUCAUUCUGAGAUUAAAACCAAUCUGUUUAGUGUAUGAGCGGAAGGAAUCUGACCAGCUUCUUUUGUGAUACAGGAAUGUGAGUUGGAUUCCAGCUGGCUGUGUGGUGUGCCUGCUCCUAGGCCGGUGGGCCAGAGGUGGGACAUGAAGUGUUCAUGAACGUUUCUUAGUGUCCAAGUUCAGGGCUCCCUCUGCACGCUCAGUUCUGAAGUGAUCUGGACUCUCAAUCUGUGUUACAUUUUCAUGGCGGUUUUUUAAUGUCUUGCAUUAAAGCAGUCAACAGUUUAAAAUCUGUUUUAUGUAUGUCUUAGUGUGUAAGUGGAUUAUUUUGGUCACAGUUUUCAUAAGCUUAAAGUUGCUCUCUAGCUGAGAUGAACUAGAUUAAUUUUGGUGUUUAGCACUGUCAGAUGUUGAGAGAGGAGUGCCAUCUUGCCUCUGAAGACAUUGAUGAAGCCAUGAAGUUGGAAAACAAAGGGCUAAUUGCACAGCUGGUGUGUGUUUCUCUGCCCCUUAAAAGUCAGUGGGAGUUUGGCUGCUGGUGCUGGCGGGAGUGGGUCGGAGCUCCUUGCCCAGUGCAGAGGAGGGAGUCAGGCGUGGGCAGUGAGCUUUCUAGGACAGCGCCCUUCUGACGAUGGGUGGCUUCACGCUGGGUGCUGCUACCGCCCAAGUUCUCUGGUUUAAAUGAAAUGGAGAGGCUGCCAGUGGGACAGAGCAAUGUGGCCCGUUAUCUCUGAUCCAAAGUAAAAUAUCAAAGCCAUGGAGGUACUUAUUUUACCUAGCGUGGUGAGGAAAAUGGCUUUUGGCCCCUUUACAUUAAUAUAAACAAAAUCUUUUAAAGCUACACACCCAAGGCUUUUCUUUUUGUGUAAAUGAGGUGUAACUUGAUAGCAAGAGCCUUACGUUCUUGGUGCAAGCCUAUUUCUGUAAAUGUUUAAAGCAAGAAGCUGAAUUGAUACUCAAAGGAAGAUUUUAGAAUUUGCUGUGUACAUCAGUCCCCUCCUCUGCACUCUUAAGCUCAGUCCCGUAAGGAGUAAGUUGAGGUCUGUGUUAGCCGUCUUUUAUUCCUUCCCCCAGGUGUCAGGGUCACAUACCUAGACAAGCAAAACAUGUCAUGAUGCAGAAUUUAAGCCCUGACCAUCCUCGUAGUUACUCCUGAGCACUUCUUUUUGACCUGGCUCUUGACAAGGUGAUGAACUUAGGGUGGUAGAUUACAGCUGUCCUAACAAAGUCGUUAUUUUGCUGUUAAUUGGAAUCGAAGGUGCCCCGCAUCUUCUAGGAUUAGGUUCGCUGGCUUGGCAUUCAUAAUACUCAAUUUCCACUUGUCUGUACAUCUGCCAUUAUCGUUCUGCUAAUGCUGGGAUGUUAGAGCUGCAAGGGGGUUCUCUAAUGAGCUAGUCAAAGACUCACAGGAUAGACUGUAAUUUGUCAUUUGGCUCCUCUCUUUAGAGUGAUUAAUUACACUUUACUGAGAAACUAAUCCACCUUUUCAGGUAUACAGAUGUAUUACUGAUCUCACCUACUAAAAUACAUUUUAGCCUACUGAAGGACAAAUGUAGCUGAUGAGAAUUAAUUCCUAUUUGAUCAGAGACACAUGUAUUUCUCUGAGACAGGCAGUUAUUCUUGUGGAUGCAAGCCUCUGAAUGCCACAAAGUCUAUGGAUGUAUUCUAAAGCUGAAAUUUUACUGUUCUUCUGGAAGUACUUGUACUUUGAAACCUAAAGAUUGUAAUUUCAGUGAGAAAAUUGACAUGAAGGUGUGAGGAAACUACUUUCAUUUCAAAUUUGCUGCUCCUUUAUACUGGUUCAAGGUCAAUACCCCACUUCCAUGUUUCUUGCUUUAAGUUGGUCUUGAGGAUGAUCUGAAAACUUUUUGGACUGAUGUAGUUAAACUUUUGUUGAUUGUCACUCCCUGCUGGGUUACCUGUUUCAAAACUUUGGUUUCAGCCAGCCUCCUAGUGUGAGAGGUGGUCACAUCACAAAAUCUACCUUGAUACCUCCAGCUUGAGAGGGUGGGAUGGGUGUAAGGAUCAAACUUUUUCCUUCUGUUUCCAAACUGUCUGCUGGAAACUGAAUGAGAACAAAUUGGCUGGGGUCCUCUGGGGACAUUCAGAUCGUGUGGCUCAUGCCCUGUCAGUAUAAAUUAGGCUAAAUUGUCUGAUGGGGACAGCCUGAUAACUUUCUCACGCUCUGAAUUCCACGAUGUGUGAGUUUUUUUGGGUUUUGGGGUUAGUUUGGUUUUGUGGGGGUUUGUUUGUUUGUUUGGGUUUUGGGGUUUUUUUGUUUGUUGUUUUGUUUUGUUUUUUGUUUUUUCCUCUCCUUGACUGAUAGUAAUUUUAAACCAAGAAAUUGUUUGAUGUUAUAAAAGGUACUUCUGGAAUUUUUUUCAUCUUGUCCCUCUAUUACUGCAUAGUCUUCAUUUGAACAUAUGGAUUCAUUUGAAUCCAUAGUCUGGAUUUAAUACUGUGCGUUACUGCCUUGUAAGCAGUGGCUAUGAAAAUAGGUUCAGCACGUCAUGCUCCAUCUUAUUGGAGAUUUGCAAGUAAAUAAAUCAAGUUGUCUUUCCUCUUCCACAAAAAAAAAAAAAAAAAAAAAAAUCUGACAGCACAUGGCUGAAGUAAAUUCAUUAGAGAAUAAACAAAAAUGCUGGUAAAAUACACACAGGCAACAAAUGCUUGGUAGCAAAAGUGGGGACAGUCUGUUCAAAAAGAGGCCAAAAUUAUUUGUAAUUUAAAAAAAAAAAAAAUCAAGGGGCAGAUUCAACAAGAAAUCCAAGCUGUGAUGACCAAGAGAAUUUUGGAACCGGAGGGAAAAGGAAGAUGGAUGUUGUUUCUGUGACAUCCUGAAGUAAUUCCUCUUUUUUAAGGUUCAUGAUAUUCAAAUGCCAGCUUCUGAAUUGUAGCUGCAGCAAUGUACAAAAUGUUUUCUAGCAUAUCCUCCUGUGAGCAGAAAUAUCAGUGUCGUCAAAAAAAGUUUGUGUGUAAAUAUGAAUCAUAAAUGAUUUCUGAGAGAUGUGACUUAUUUUUCAUAUUUUUCAAGAUACAUUCCAUUUCAAAUAAAGAGGUAUCUAUUGAAAGAGC
Molecule: messenger RNA, 4659 nt
Organism: Prinia subflava (tawny-flanked prinia)
Lineage: Eukaryota; Metazoa; Chordata; Aves; Passeriformes; Cisticolidae
Gene: PHLDA1
Product: pleckstrin homology like domain family A member 1
Exons: 2
Coding region: 439-900 (153 amino acids)
Biological process (GO): positive regulation of apoptotic process
Cellular component (GO): nucleus
Molecular function (GO): phosphatidylinositol phosphate binding
Source: RefSeq, a predicted model, not a curated record